Closterium sp. NIES-67 is the source of this 1145-nucleotide messenger RNA. The record is from the annotation of a GenBank genome assembly. NCBI's taxonomy places the organism in Eukaryota, Viridiplantae, Streptophyta, Zygnematophyceae, Desmidiales, Closteriaceae.
AGGGAGAGUGGCUGAGUGGUUAAAAGCGACAGACUGUAAAUCUGUUGAAAGUCUUCUACGUAGGUUCGAAUCCUGCCUCUCCCAGUGCUUUUAACUAGGAGACUUCGCUUGUAUGGGUACUCAAAAAUCUUGAAAUUCCGAACCCGCAACUACACUUUUCAUUAACCACUUGAUUCUUUAGGAGUCUUCUAAUUGUUUCAAGAACUAAAAAAUCGAAGAAAGAAUGUCCGUAGGUGCGAAGAAAAUGUCCGAAUGCAAAUUUAUCCCAAACCUAUUCGUUAGAAGCUUCGCAAGUAUCCGUCGUCUAAUAAUGUCGCUUCCGGUCCUUGUAGGAAACCUACAAGCAGACCUCGCUUCGCACCCCAACUGGCGCCUUCGGUGUUUAUUAUGCACGAAAACAUACUGGCGUGCGUUUUUAUGCAGAACCCCAACGCCAACUGUUUUUCUUCGAUAACGACGCGAAGCGUGCGAGCUUGCUUUAUUAUCUCGCGGGCAUUGUUAGGCGCUUGCAAAGCAUACCGCUUCGCUUGCGCUCGCACGCUCCGGGCCUUCCCCUUUCAAAUAAAACGAGCGCGCGCCCCCCCUCCGUCACACCGAGCAAGCGAAGCUUGCGAAGGCUCGUUAGAGUCGCGCAUAAUAAAGCUCACACCGAAGGCGCGUUAGGUCUCCUAGUAGUGAGCUUAAUCAGAGCGAGCAAGCAAAGAAAAAAAAGCAAGGGUCCGGUUGGACGAGCGCAAGCGAAGCAAACCACGGUUGGACGAGCGCAAGCGAAGUAAACCACGGUUGGGCGAGCAAGCAAAGAAAAAAGCAAGCGAUGGCGCAAAGCGUGCGAGCGCAAGCGAAGCAAACCACGGUUGGACGAGCGUAAGCGAAGCAAACCACGGUUGGACGAGCGAGCGAAGCUCGCGAAGGAAAGUGCGGAUAAUGCAUGCGCGGCAUUAUUGGUUCGCCAGAAGAAGGCUGCAUGGGUGGGAUAUGCGCGUUUUCUUUAUUAUGCCCGAGAGCUUGCAUUUUCUUUUUAUGUGCGAAGCAUGCCCGUAGAAAGUUAGGUUCGUUAGAAAUUAUGCGCGUUUUAUUAUGCCCCGAAGAAUUUUCACUUGAAAGCGAAACACAUACUUGCUUGAAAGCGAAACACAUACUUGCUU